Messenger RNA from Cutaneotrichosporon cavernicola, 798 nucleotides. RefSeq lists its product as uncharacterized. Gene Ontology annotation, molecular function: small GTPase binding. The record is from RefSeq and is a predicted model, not a curated record. Bases 1 to 798 code for a protein of 265 amino acids. Gene Ontology annotation, cellular component: Golgi apparatus; membrane. The transcript is spliced from 4 exons. Gene Ontology annotation, biological process: vesicle-mediated transport. Lineage: Eukaryota; Fungi; Basidiomycota; Tremellomycetes; Trichosporonales; Trichosporonaceae.
AUGUCAGGUUACGCAAUAGUCGACGUUGACGAGGACGAGUCUACGGGCGACCUCCAAUUCAAGACUUUCCUCCCCAACUCUCCUGCCGGCCCAGCUGAACGCGAGGUGCGCGAAGUGCCAUACUCGCCCUUCAAUAUCGCGUAUUACCAGGUCUACUUUGACGUCGAUACUGGGACAGUGCUGAAGCGCGUGGUGCGCGCUCUGGUGCCACAGGGGGGUUUCAUUGAGGAUGCUUGUGAUGGCCAGGUGGAUCUUUAUGGCCCCUUCUGGACCCUCACGACCCUAAUCCUAAUCCUGUACACAACCUCCACUCUCACCUCCUCCCUCCAAGCUUACCGCGCCGGCGAGUCCGUCAUCGCCAACAUCCCCCUCCUCUCAACUGCCACAUCCCUUAUUUACAUAUACGGUCUCGGUGUGCCCGCUGCGUUGUGGGCCGGAACCCGAUGGCUUGGUGUGGCGGAGUGGGCCCCGGCCGAGGCUCUGGGAAUCUACGGGUACGCCAUGGCGGCAUAUGUCCCCGUGUCGCUACUCUGCCUCAUUCCCUAUACUAUUGCGCGGUGGGUUUUCGUUGGAUUGGGCGCGGCCGCGUCGGGAUUCUUCCUCAUCACAAACAUCCUCCCGGUCAUCAGCCAGGAACACAAGUGGGCGCGCCUGCUCGUUAUCGCCGUUGGAGUACUACACGCCGGCGUCGCUAUCGCCAUGAAGAUCCUCUUCUACUCGUACGCUGUGGCUGGCAAGGUCGAUGGCGGCGAUGUCACAGAGCCAGCCGAGCGUAUGGUUCGCGCACUCCUGCAAUAA